AUGUCGAGUGCCAAGCCUGUGCUGACGUUCGUGACGGGCAACGCCAACAAACUGAAGGAGGUGGUGGCCAUCCUGGGUGCCGACUUCCCUUUCGAGUUGCGAAACCAGGCUGUGGACCUUCCAGAGCUGCAGGGCGAGCCGGCUGAUAUCGCCAAGGAGAAGUGCCGCCUCGCAGCCAAGCAGGUGCAAGGUGCUGUGCUUGUGGAGGACACAUCGCUCUGCUUCAACGCGCUCAAGGGUCUACCUGGCCCGUACAUUAAGUGGUUUUUGGAGAAGACGGGUCACGACGGCCUUAAUAAUAUGCUAGCUGCCUACGAGGACAAAUCUGCGUAUGCCCAGUGCAUCUUCGCCUACGCACCAGCGGGUGCUGAGCCUCAGGUGUUCGUCGGCCAGACGCACGGCAAGAUCGUUCCAGCUCGCGGUCCUACCACUUUCGGCUGGGACCCGGUCUUCCAACCGGACGGAUUUGAACAAACGUACGCCGAGAUGGAGAAGGUCACCAAGAACCAGAUUUCGCACCGCUACAAGGCUCUGGAGGCACUUAAGACUCACCUUGUGAAGCCUGUUGACAAGUAA
Messenger RNA from Phytophthora infestans T30-4, 576 nucleotides. Its product is annotated as inosine triphosphate pyrophosphatase. Gene Ontology annotation, cellular component: cytoplasm. The transcript has a single exon. Gene Ontology annotation, biological process: nucleoside triphosphate catabolic process. Gene Ontology annotation, molecular function: nucleoside triphosphate diphosphatase activity. Lineage: Eukaryota; Oomycota; Peronosporomycetes; Peronosporales; Peronosporaceae. The record is from RefSeq and is a predicted model, not a curated record. Bases 1 to 576 code for a protein of 191 amino acids.